GUGCAAGUCCCGUGAACUCACCGACUCUCACGAUAUGCAUAGCUCCAUAACAAAUAUGCUCAUCCAGUUGGCACUGAUUUUCUUUCUUGUUGGAGAAACACUGUCGCAUAAUCCGACCGAGCAACAAGUAGCAGCCAAUACACCCGCAAUAUCAAGCGUUGCUAAAGUACGUAAACCGCGACAAGCCGUGUCGGAAGAGCAAAGAAAGGCUAUUCGUGAAGGAACGGAGACAACGAAUGCGCUAUAUGGCGUUGCAGAUAUGCUGUACAAGCUUAGUAUGCCCAUAAGGCCUGGAGCAGUCGAAGGAAUGCUUGGAAUGCUUGGACCACUCGGAGUGGGAAUAGGAGCAUACGGAGGAAUGCCUGGAAUACCUGGAGCACCCGGAGGAAUGCCUGGAAUGCCUGGAGCUCCCGGAUGUUUCGUAUGCUAGAGAUGUAAUGGGAGCGGACUAAAGAAGGGAUCGCAUGAAACAUUCAUUUCA
Messenger RNA from Cylicocyclus nassatus, 481 nucleotides. The record is from the annotation of a GenBank genome assembly. NCBI's taxonomy places the organism in Eukaryota, Metazoa, Nematoda, Chromadorea, Rhabditida, Strongylidae.